ACUUUAAGCUUCGCCUUCCUUAAUCUAUGAACUCUAUCAAUUGAUGUGAAUUGAAGCUUCUGUACUUCUUUUUCUUUCUUUUUUUGUUCCUCCGAGAAGUUAACACCCCUUUAAUUCCUCCUAAUCGUUCUUAUAUAUUUUAAGGCCGUCGUCAAUCCCUUUGAUUGUCGUGUUAAUCAUCUCGUCCGUUGCCCAACAUGGUGGCCUUCCGAUACUCUGUUCUCGCCGCUCUGGCUCUGCGCGUCGUAUCCGUCUUCGCUGCUGAGGGUGACUCUCCCCUCGCAGAUGAUGCCGGUAGCCCUCCCGAGGUCGAGCUGAAGGCUCAGGUCGCCGCUACUUUCCCUGAAGCCGACGACAUCUUCGGUGUCAAGCUCGUCAACGGCCGCCCGACCAAGGCUGUUAUCGACGUAAUCAACAGCGAGGACGAGCCUAUUCUAGUAGCUUUUGUGGGAGGCCAGCUCCUUAACCCCAAGGACCAGGGCCCUGACGUCGACUUCGCCAAGUCUGUUGUCCGUAACUUGACAACUGUCCGCUAUGAGGCGUCAGUCCCGGCCGGCGAGACGGCGUCGCUCCCUUACUCCUUUAUCCUAGACAUGCAGCCCCAGGACGUGCGCCUACAGCUCGUCGCCGUCGUCACCAACUCCGCGAACCAGAUCUUCCAGCUUGGCGUCUACGACCAGACCGUCAGCAUCGUCGAGGCUCCUACCAGCAUCUUUGACCCUCAGAUCAUCUUCCUAUACAUCUUCCUCACCGCCGCCUUCGCCGGUACCUGCUACUUCAUCUACAAGACCUACAUCGAGGCCCUGUUCCCCCAGGCCAAGCGUCCGGCCAAGAAGGCCCGCGCCCCCGUCGCCGAGAAGGAGCCUCUCUCCGGAGGCGAGGGCUCUGCUACCGGCACCGACAAGGGCUACGACGAGAGCUGGAUCCCCUCGGACCACCUGAACCGCCCGGCUGCGCGACGCGUAAAGAGCGGCGCUAGCAGCAAGUCCAAGUCCAAGACCGCCGAGUAGAAACGGCGUUGCUAUGUUGGGUCACCUGCUGAGUAGCACGUGCACGUAUCAAUUAUGACGAGGAAGGGGUAAUCCGGCUUUGUGAGAGUUGGGUUGGAAAUAAAUACGUGCAUGGGCUUGGUCGGAAGACUAGCGGUGGGAAAAACGGAACCGUGUCAGGCAAAAGGGUAUCUGGGCUACUACUACUGAUGUAGCUGGUAGGAUGUCUUGUUGUGCUGAGUGCGGAUACCUAUAUACAUGUACAUGAAUGGGACUGAUACGAAUAAGUCCUAAAAUAAUGCUGUUCUAUUGUGAAACUAUCGCCU
Molecule: messenger RNA, 1315 nt
Organism: Annulohypoxylon truncatum
Lineage: Eukaryota; Fungi; Ascomycota; Sordariomycetes; Xylariales; Hypoxylaceae
Exons: 3
Coding region: 198-1010 (270 amino acids)
Cellular component (GO): endoplasmic reticulum; endoplasmic reticulum membrane
Source: RefSeq, a predicted model, not a curated record